Messenger RNA from Panicum hallii, 895 nucleotides. Its product is annotated as horcolin-like. NCBI's taxonomy places the organism in Eukaryota, Viridiplantae, Streptophyta, Magnoliopsida, Poales, Poaceae. The transcript has 3 exons. The record is from RefSeq and is a predicted model, not a curated record. The coding region runs from base 146 to 595 and encodes 149 amino acids.
UUGAGUAUGACAUGGUAUCGUCAUUGAGCACAAGUGGAUCACACACACCGGCUCUAUAAAUAGGCGCGCAUCCGCAUUCACAAACCAGACCAACACCAUCGAGGUAACAUAGCAUCCUCAUCGCUUCGAUUCAAGCACCAAUAUAAUGGCGACCAAGGUUGGCCCGUUCGGCAGUGGAGGAGGCAACAGCCAAGACAUCGACAGCGACCAAACGCCUGCUAGCCUGAAGAAAAUUGAGAUUUGGAGCGUCAACGGCUCCGGAGGGCUCAUCAACGCCAUCUCCUUCACCUACGAAACCGUGGGGAACGACGACACAAUGAGCGCUAUAUGGGGCACGGACAAGGGCGUCCACAACAGGAUUUCCAUCCCGUCACAUGUGUAUGUGACCAGGCUGUCCGGCAAGUUUGACAGCAAUGGUGUCAAGUCGUUGACUGUCUUCACCAGUGACGGGACAACAUACGGGCCAUAUGGCGAUGCUGCGUCUGGGAAGGACUUCGACAUUCCGGUGGUGAAGAGCGCCAUUGUCGCCUUCUUUGGACGUUCCGGCCAGGUCCUCCAUGCUGUGGGUGCUUAUGUUGUUCCCAAGUCCUGCUGAAGGGUCAUCAUGGAACCCUUGCUGGUCGCCGGAGUGCAUGCUGGCCAAAGUUUGCUGUCUGGAGUCAAAUAAAAUAAAAUAUGGACCCUGAAUUUCUGAACUCAGUAAAAACUGCUUGCAGUCUCUGCUGUGUGCGAUGGGUGGUUGGGUCGGUGGGAAGGAUUAGAGGAUAUGAUCCAGCUCCUCCGUUUCUACGUGUGCUUCUUUAUUUAAUUUUAAUGUGUGGAUGUUUCUUGCUUGUGUUGUCCCAAAUGCCUUUGCUUGUAAGCAAUAAAAGUAUUGGAAGCUAAGUAUUUUCCU